This is a messenger RNA of Terrapene triunguis (Three-toed box turtle), 1399 nucleotides long. Its product is annotated as geranylgeranyl transferase type-2 subunit alpha-like. The transcript is spliced from 7 exons. Gene Ontology annotation, biological process: protein geranylgeranylation. The record is from RefSeq and is a predicted model, not a curated record. Gene Ontology annotation, cellular component: cytoplasm; Rab-protein geranylgeranyltransferase complex. NCBI's taxonomy places the organism in Eukaryota, Metazoa, Chordata, Testudines, Emydidae. The coding region runs from base 247 to 1065 and encodes 272 amino acids. Gene Ontology annotation, molecular function: Rab geranylgeranyltransferase activity.
GGAUGGUAGAGUCCUAGCAGGCUCUCCCCUCUCUGUGUGCGGUGGUUGGUAUUGCCCGCAGGAGUCCUGCGCUGCAGCCAGCCGGGCGGUUCCAUCUCACCCCUGCCUCCCGUCCGCGCUUUGGUAUUGCCCCCUGGGGGCCUCUGGGUGCAGCCCGUCCGGCCCCCGUGGCCCUCCGCAGAUCCAGUAGGUUCAGAGUCUGGACCCUGAUUUCUUGUCUCUGGGCUCCCCCACGGCUGAGUCACCAUGCACGGCCGUCUGAAGGUAAAGACGACGGAGGAGCAGGCCGAGGCCAAGCGCCUGGAGCGGGAGAAGAAGCUACGUCAAUACGUAGCCGCCACGACCGCCAUCUUUGAGAAGAGGAAGACAGGACAGCUGGACAAAGAGGCGCUGGAGCUGACCAAUCAGAUCUUGGGGGUCAACCCCGACUUCGCCACCCUCUGGAACUUCCGCCGGGAGAUCCUCCUCCGCCUGGAGCCAGAGGGGUCCCCGGAAGAGAUGCAGUCGCUGUGCCGCGGGGAGCUCUCGUUCCUGGAGUCCUGCCUGCGGGUGAACCCCAAGUCGUACGGGACGUGGCACCACCGCUGCUGGGUGAUGGAGCACGUCCCCCACCCCGACUGGGCCCGUGAGCUGGAGCUGUGUGCCAAGUUCCUGGAGAUCGACGAGCGCAACUUUCACUGCUGGGAUUACCGGCGCUUCGUGGUGCAGCGUGCCCAGGUGUCGGCCGCGGACGAGCUGCACUUCACCGACCGCCUCAUCACCCGCAACUUCUCCAACUACUCGUCCUGGCACUACCGCAGCCGCCUGCUGCCCCGGCUGCACCCCGACCCUCGGCAGCCGGGCCGCCCCACCGAGGCCGUGCUGCUCAAAGAGCUGGAGCUGGUGCAAAACGCUUUCUUCACCGACCCCAACGACCAGAGCGCCUGGUUCUACCAUCGCUGGCUGCUGGGCAGAGGUAGGCGCCUCCCUGCUGGCCACGUGACAGAAUGGUCCCCGAGUACUGGAGGGGGCAGGGACUCAUCCCGUAAUACCCAGGCGCUCUUUGGCAAGCCGAGGAUUGGCUGAUGCUGCCGGAGUACUUGAGCGAUUCCAUCUGGCUGUAGAGACCAACUCUGGACUAUACUCCAUUGGUACCCAAGUACUGUGAGCAACAAUAGCAGUCUGGGGUACCUCACACUGUGGGCACAGCCCCCGACUACGCACCAGUGGUGGGCAAUUACUGCGUGCUGGAGGAGAACGCCCCCCUGGAGUAUAGUCCAGUGGUGCCUGAGUAUUCUUUUGCUCUAAGUCUCUCCCUGCAGUAUGACUGCAUGAUACCGGAGUACUGCAUGGGGCAAGGAAGCCAUAUCCCUUAGGGUAUGGGCCAGCAAUACACAAUUACUGUUUAGCUAGGAGAGAG